Molecule: messenger RNA, 2001 nt
Organism: Hyalella azteca
Lineage: Eukaryota; Metazoa; Arthropoda; Malacostraca; Amphipoda; Hyalellidae
Product: formylglycine-generating enzyme
Exons: 6
Coding region: 145-1359 (404 amino acids)
Cellular component (GO): endoplasmic reticulum
Source: RefSeq, a predicted model, not a curated record
UUAAAAUAAUAUUUUGUAUAAAAUUUUUGUUGUUAAUAGAUAAUUUCAGCUUAAAAGCUAGAAAAUUCUGAGCUAUGCUAAGUAUCUUCUUUAUUGAAGAGCUCAUAGAUUCAUCUGAGACUGCUGCAUACCCUUGUUUUAAUUAUGGAUUCUAAAGAAUAUUAUCUUGUUACAUCAAUCAUCAUUGCCAGUUUUGUCCUGCUUGCUACAUCUGAUGACCAAUCCUGCUCAGCACUUUCUAAAGAAGAUACACAAACUUGUGGAUGCCAGACUAACAGACAGCAUGCUUCUCUGUCACCUGAAUCAAGAGUGAAUGUUGAUGAGUUUGAUGCUGACAAAGCAAAUGUCAACACAAAGGCUUAUGCAUCGCAUCUUAAUGACUUGGUUGUUGAAGCUGGUGUGCCAUCACUACAAAAUUAUCAAGAAAAAUCUAACUCUGAUGAGAAUUAUUCAAUGGAUAAUGGAAAGACACCCAAGUGUGAACACAAUUGUUUUUCUGAAGACCUUGUUGAAGAUAUGGUACUCAUUCCUGGUGGAAAAUUCACAAUGGGAACUGAUUCACCAAUAUUUAUUGCUGAUGGUGAAGGUCCUGCCAGAUUAAUUGAGGUGAAACCUUUCUAUCUUGAUAAAUAUGAAGUGAGCAAUGCUAAAUUUGCCAAGUUUGUUAAGGAAACAAAUUAUGUGACUGAGGCUGAGAAGUUUGGUGAUUCAUUUGUCAUGGAACUAGAGCUGACACAUGCAGUCAAGUCAACCAUAACACAAGCAGUUGCUGCUGCUCCUUGGUGGCUUCCUGUUAAAGGGACUGACUGGAGGCAUCCCACAGGACCUGACUCUAGCCUAAAAGAUGCAUGGCAUGAACCAGUGGUUCAUGUAUCGUGGAAUGAUGCGGUGGCUUAUUGCAAGCACCUUAACAAGCGACUUCCCACGGAAGCAGAAUGGGAACGGGCAUGCCGAGGAGGCAAAGAAAACAGGCUUUUCCCUUGGGGCAACAAUUUUACUCCUGCUAAUGUUCAUAGGGCCAACACGUGGCAAGGCCAGUUCCCAACUGCUGACAAUGGUAGUGAUGGGUGUGCAGGGCGCUGCGAUGUCAGCCGCUUCCCACCCAACGCUUAUGGUCUUCACAACAUCAUAGGCAACGUUUGGGAGUGGGUGGAAGACUGGUGGACUGUGGAUCACGUCAAUGGCAAGUCUCCUCCAAGCUUUGGCACUGAUAAAGUCAAGAAAGGCGGAUCAUUCAUGUGCACCGAGCAGUACUGUUACAGAUACCGAUGUGCUGCCAGGAGUCAGAACACACCGGACAGCACCGCCAGCAAUCUUGGCUUCAGAUGCGCCGCCACCAGACCAGUCGCUCACGGCUGAAAUUUCCGUUGGAGGCGAGGAAUUUAUUAGCAGUCUGGGUACUUAGCAUCAUGCACGAUUCUCUAACACUUUGGCAACUGUAAUUUGGACUUCGUUGUAAUGGUAUUUAAGUAAUGAUAUUUGCAUAAUCAAUGUGAGGCAAGUAAUUUUAUUGAGUACAAUUUGUAUACCAAAAAAUUGUGGUUAAGUAAAUUCUUUAUUUGUUUAAAAUUUUUUUAUAUUGUAUAAGCCGUUUUCUACUCCACGUUGGAAGCUUCACUUCAAGUGCCAAUCUUGGGUCGUUACGCUUGCAUGUCAAAAAUGUAUUAUUUCAUAGCAUUCCACUUAAUGGCAUUAACAAAAUUCUUGUUCUUUGAUCGAUAUAUGUUAACUUUGAUAUAACAUGUAUUAACAUCAAAGUAAUUUUGAAGGCAUUGACAAAAGCAGGAAAGGAUUAGCCAUCUAGAUUCUAUUAUUCUUAGAUUGUUCGCAUGUGUGAAUAUUUACUCAAAAAGCUGUGUUUGUAUUUGUUAUUGGAGUCUAAAAAACUCUUUUCUUGAUACAUAUAGAGUUUCUUAUUAGCGUGUGUAUAUUGAUAUAUUUCUAUAUUCAUACCAGUCAUGUGGAGUGCAUUUAAUGUGUUUUAGCAAUAAUAUUGUUGGC